This is a messenger RNA of Lampris incognitus (smalleye Pacific opah), 2083 nucleotides long. RefSeq names its product probable G-protein coupled receptor 153. Gene Ontology annotation, molecular function: G protein-coupled receptor activity. Gene Ontology annotation, biological process: G protein-coupled receptor signaling pathway. Gene Ontology annotation, cellular component: membrane. The record is from RefSeq and is a predicted model, not a curated record. The coding region runs from base 1 to 2022 and encodes 673 amino acids. NCBI's taxonomy places the organism in Eukaryota, Metazoa, Chordata, Actinopteri, Lampriformes, Lampridae. The transcript is spliced from 5 exons.
AUGGUGGAUGAGGUGACCACCAUGAAGGAUGAGGUCAUCACAGCCAACACGCUGGCUUGGCUGGUCUGCUCAGGCGUGUCCAUCCUGGCCAACACCUGGGGCAUUCUGAGUGUCAGCGCCAAGCAGAAGAAGUGGAAGCCACUGGAGUUCCUCAUCUGCACAUUGGCCGGGACGCACAUCCUCAACAUGGCCAUCCCCAUCACCAUGUACUGCGUCAUCACACUCCGCCGCCAGCACUCCAACUAUGAGUGGAAUGAGGGUCUGUGCAAGGUGUUCGUCUCCACUUUCUACACGCUCACGCUGGUCACGUGCUUCUCUGUCACAUCACUCUCCUACCACCGCAUGUGGAUGGUGCGCUGGCCUGUAAACUACAGGCUGAGUAACACAAAGAAGCAGGCAGUGCACACAGUGAUGGGCAUCUGGAUGGUGUCCUUCAUCCUGUCCACGCUGCCAGCCGUGGGGUGGCAUGACACAAUCGACCGCUUCUACACCUCCGACUGCCGCUUCAUCGUGACCGAGAUUGGCCUGGGCUUUGGAGUAUGCUUCCUGCUACUGAUAGGUGGUAGCGUGGCCAUGGGCGUAAUCUGCAUCGGCAUUGCCCUCUUCCAAACUUUCUCCAUCCAGGCGGGUCACAAGGCAGACAAGAACAAGUUCAAUGUGCCCACCAUAGUGGUGGAGGAUGCCCAGGGGAAGCGGAGGUCAUCCAUCGACGGGUCAGAGCCCCUUAAGACAUCGCUGCAGAUUACCUACCUGAUCAGUGGCAUUGUCUUCAUCUACGACUUCCUGACCGGCUUCCCCAUUCUGGUGGUGAGCUUUGCAAGCCUCAAGUAUGACCGCUCCUACAACUGGAUGGUGUUGUGCGUGUUGUGGUGCUCCAUCGCCCAGUCUAUCCUGCUGCCCAUGUUCCUUUGGGCGUGCGACCGCUACCGGGCAGACGUCCGCAUGGUGUGGGAGAAGUGUGUAGCCAUCAUGUCAAAUGACGACGUGGACGAAGAAAACAGCCAAGAUGGAGGAAUUCAUGCCGACUUAAUAUAUGACAGACCAUAUGACUAUAGCUCCGUGCCUGAAAUCAUGACGGUAGACCGUAUUGCCAAGUACGAAUUCUCAACCUUAGAAAGGGGGGUUCCGCAAGGGUAUCCAUUGAGGGAACUACAGGAAGAUAAAAUGCAGUAUUUGCAGGUGCCCCCUACAAGAAGAUACUCCCACGACGAAACCGACAUGUGGACCAGCGACCAGAUCCCCUCCUACCUUCACCGCUGGGGCUCCACCGAGGACAUGAUUGCGACGGCCCACUACAGUUCCAGCUUGCCACACCACGAGAGGCGCAGGAGCAGCCUGGUCUCCUACCACGAGGAGAGCCACCGCCAUCACCACCCGCACCGCAAGCGCCGGCGCUCUGAGGAUAGUGUGCACUCCCUCAGGCAUCUGCCGCGUGUGGUCUGUGGUGGGGAGCGCUAUGAGGACGAUCUGCGUUGCUUCAGCCGCGAUGAGGUCAUCAACUUUAUAGAUGAGACACCACUGCCUAGCCCCAGGAAAAGCCCACACCGUUCCUCCGCAGUCUCGCUCCUCCCUGGUGUUUAUGACCGGCACGCGGUGCUCCUCCCGCAUUUCCCGCUCACGGACUUCGAACGCGAGCCACAAGCCUUGAGGCGGCUCACUGAACAUAAGAGGAGCGGGAGCCGGGGCAGCUCGCCUGACACCUCGCCCAAACUGCACAGGUCCCCCCGCAAGGAGAGCCCCGGGGCCUGCGGCAGUGGUAAAGGCUGUCGUGAGCACCUGCGGGAGGGGAAACAGCAGGGCAGACUGGCCUCGCCCAGACACAGCCAGCAGGCGGGGGGUAACUCUGUUCAGCGGCCCACUAGGACAGGCCUGGGGACUGGGGCAGGUGCAGACAGUGGGUCCCAGAAGCACCUGAACAAGGCUGAGAGUAAAGGAAGCACAAACAGUUUUGUAAGCACACCCUCGGUCUCGUCCUCGGGAUACAUCACCUUUCACUCUGACUCUGUUGGCUCAACCACCUGAAAAAUUACGUUAUCAUCUGUUUAUGUACACGCUAUUACUUAUCAUGAGGAAACGUCAUUAG